GAAGGUUUUGCCUAUCUCCUUGAGCCGUGGCUGAGUCGAACACCCACCCAAUGAGGAUUCUGGGCAUUUGUCCAAUGAUUUUUCAAUUCUUCUCUCUCUCUCUCUCUCUCUCUCAUUUUUUUCCCUCUCUUUCUUUCUCCUUCUAUUCAUCAUGUCCAACUGGAAAAAUGUUAACAACUGGCACUGGGUCAAUAAAAACUGUCUCGUAUGGGCUCAGACUUAUUUUACUGACAAAGUAGUUGGAUUAGAAACUGAAAAGGAUGGUCACCAAGUAAAAAUCAGCAAGAUGGAUGAAUGUACUGGUGAUGUCGAAGUCUGUCAACGCAAAGGAAAGAUCAUUACUAUUUAUGAUGUUAAUUUGAAAUAUUCUUGGGAAGGUGUUGCAUCCGAUGGUACCAAAGUGUCAGGUACUAUCCAUAUUCCUGAAGUAGCUCAUGAUACUGAAAUAGAUGAAUAUGUGUUUGAAGUGACCGUCAAGGAAGAAGAUACCCUCAAACGUACUAUUCGGGAUAUUGUCAAACGUCAUCUUACUCCUUUGAUGUCUAAACAAUUCGACAUGUUUUCCAAAGAUUUAAUCUCCCAUCAUGGAUCUGAUGUUUAUAUUCAAGCCGAUCAACUUGGUACACCAGCACCGCUUAGACAACCAACUCCUUUAUAGAUAUAGUGUGAUUGAUUUUCCACAUUACAUCCCCCCUUAUUCCUAUCCACAUGUUCGUCAUUGGGUUUAUUAUUAUUAUUAUUAUUAUACACAUUGCAUUUUAUUUAUUAAACUUUUACACGUUAUUCUAGCAUCGCAUUCAAUUUGUUUUCUUUAUUUUAUUCCUGGUUGAUUACUUAUAUUAUUCUUGAAAUAAAUAAUAAUAAAAAAAAA
Halteromyces radiatus is the source of this 871-nucleotide messenger RNA. Its product is annotated as activator of Hsp90 ATPase. Gene Ontology annotation, molecular function: protein-folding chaperone binding; ATPase activator activity. The record is from RefSeq and is a predicted model, not a curated record. The coding region runs from base 152 to 658 and encodes 168 amino acids. The transcript has 6 exons. Gene Ontology annotation, biological process: protein folding; positive regulation of ATP-dependent activity. NCBI's taxonomy places the organism in Eukaryota, Fungi, Mucoromycota, Mucoromycetes, Mucorales, Cunninghamellaceae. Gene Ontology annotation, cellular component: cytosol.